AUGGACAUCCUCCGCCGCCUGGGCCGGCAGCUGGUCGGCGCAAACUCUUCGGCGCUGCCUCCGCCUCCGCCUCCGCCCCCGUCGUACGAAGACAGCCAGGAGGCGGCAAUGCGCUCGAUUGUGGACGGCUCUCUCUACCUUGCGAGCCUCGCGUUCCCGGAUCUGUUCGAGACACCGCCCGGGCCGCCGGGUGCAUCUGCGUCCUCUCCGGACAUCGUGUUAAGAGCCGUGCUGAUGGACCUGGCCGCGGCCCCUUGCCAUGGCCGCACGUAUCUGCACCGCAUGCGCCAGCACAUGGGCAGCGCCUCCAUCUCACCCAUGACCAAGUCUCAGAUCCGACAAGCAUUGAAAUAUGUGCAAAGCGAGAGGCAACUGGAUAUAGGGUCGACCCGGGAAGAAGGCAAGGGCAAGGGCAAAGGGAAGCGCAAACGGCGCUUGCAGGCGCCGGCCGUUGACACUCGUAGAGCCUAUACCAUUACGGAGGAGUCCAUGGCUCUGCUCCUUUCGGCCCAGACGCUGCAGAGAUACUACGCAAAGCAACAACACCGCGACCCCUCCGGCCGCUCCAAGACUCGCCUCACUGAACUCAGGGCCUGCAGCGAGAAGUGCGGCUGUUUCGACUACGACUCGGCUACCACACUUCGCCAGCGACCAGGGUCCACGGACCGAGACAGGGCGGAGGCGGACGAGAAGCACCAGCGCGAAACAGACGAAGACGGAAACGCCCUGGAGCUGUGCUACUGCCGGCACCCGGCGUCCUCGCACGCGAACGGCGGGCCCGCCGUCAGCAAGCUGCUGCUGCGGUACGUGAACUGGGACCAGAGGAUGUACGCGGCGCUGGGCCACCGGGACGCGUCGCUGGUGCGCAAGAGGUACCUGAGCCAGGUGGCGCGGUGCCAGGGGGACGGGUGCGGGUGCGCCGACUACGACGGGCGGCAACUACCGGGGGCCGGGGCGAGGAGCAGCACGGCGGGCGCGGACCGGCGGUGCAACUGCGGGCACAGCGACGUCCUGCACGUGCCGGCCCGGGGUGCUGGAGGCCGGAAGGGGGCCGGUAGUCGGGGGAGGAGGGAGGCGGAUGGGGAUGGUGACGGGGCUUGGAUCCUGGUCGAAGCCGCGUAUCUGGGGUUUGAUGAGGUCAGGGGGCGGACGGAGGCGUUUGGGUGA
Neoarthrinium moseri is the source of this 1167-nucleotide messenger RNA. RefSeq lists its product as uncharacterized. Bases 1 to 1167 code for a protein of 388 amino acids. NCBI's taxonomy places the organism in Eukaryota, Fungi, Ascomycota, Sordariomycetes, Amphisphaeriales, Apiosporaceae. The transcript has a single exon. The record is from RefSeq and is a predicted model, not a curated record.